AUGCCACAAGGGCUCUUCCUAGCCUUCCUUAGGCCACGGAAGUAGCCUCGGCGUUCUUCUGCCUCCACCCUGAUCCCACUUUCCUGUAUGUGGUGGCCUUUCUGUCCCCAGCGCUGCCAGGUCUUGCAGGGAGAAGGGGCAAAUUUUUAGAGCUGUCGCUUCUCCUUUAAGAAAAAAAGCCGCGUCGGCUGCCGGAUGAAAGUCUCUGAAAAAAUGGCGGCGGUAGAACAGAGGCGGGGUCGUGAGGGCAAGGAGGACCCGCCUCUUCGGCGCGUGCGCAUGGUUAACUUGCCCAAAAGCAUUCUGGGAGAUGAAGUCUCAUUUCUCUUAAUGCUUUAGGGAAAAAGAUAGGAAACCAGAGGAGAAGAGGAUGCCGGGGAGUUUCUGACUGACGCACGGUGGGGAAGGUAGUUUAGUAUUUACACAGACCAGGCUUACUUUUCCAGGGAGGCAGUAUUUCCGGGUUAGGUGCGACGCCUGCGCAGAUCUGGUGUAAAUGUUCGGCCAGUUACUGGAGGAUUUCUUGGGAAGGUUUUCACGACUUUUUUGCUUGGCGUUGGCGAAGCAUUACUGGGGUUGUCACGUAACAGCCCUUGGUUUUGGAUAGGUGGCACCUUAUCUGGGACCAGCUAACGUUCAUGUAUGCAAUAUUCGUCUCGUCAUCCUGCGUCUGACCCACUAAACUGAGCCCCCAAAGGUCAGGGACCGAAUCUGGUUCCGUUGGGUCGCCGGGGGCGUAGCACAAUUCUCACCUCUUAUUUGAUUGUUAAUCAAAGUUUGUGGAAAGACUUGUGGAGUUGGUUUCCGGUAGACAUUGUGGAGACCAAGGAGCUGGCGUCGGCUUCUUAACUUGGCUGCGGUCCUUGGCCUGGAGGGAAGUUAGCAUGACUAGAGUCACCAACCCGAAGAGACUGAAGAUCUCCCUCACGCUUCCCGCUCCGAAGCCACCUGCUUCUGCGGUUUUCAAAUGUUUCUGCUGCACAGGAAACAGAUUAGCAGCUUUGUCAGAAUUUGUGGCCACUAGGCACACGCCAAGGCGGCACCUCACAACCUCUGUGGCACGAGAGCAUCUUGGGUGUGUGACAAUGGAAGAGUUGGAUGCUUUAUUGGAGGAACUGGAACGCUCCACCCUCCAGGACAGUGAUGAAUACUCCAGCCUGGCUCCUCUUCCCGUGGAUCAGCAUUCCAAAAAGGAGAGUGACCGUGCUGAGACCUCAGAGAUCCUUUCUGUUCAGGAUGGCACAAGUUCUUUGCCGGUGCAGCUCGUGUAUACUACCAGUAUCCAGGAACCCAAUGUCUACAGUGAGAUUCAAGAGCGGAAGGAAUCACCACCACCUCCUAAAACCUCAGCAGCCACUCAGUUGGAUGAGCUCAUGGCCCACCUGUGUGAAAUGCAGGCCAAGGUUGCAGUGAAAGCAGAUGACAGCAAGAAGCACUUACCAGACAAGCAGGAUCACAAGGCCUCCCUGGACUCGAUGCUAGGGGGUUUGGAGCAGGAAUUGCAGGACCUUGGAAUUGCCACAGUGCCCAAGGGCCAUUGUGCUUCCUGCCGGAAGCCGAUUGCUGGAAAGGUCAUCCAUGCCCUAGGGCAAGCAUGGCAUCCAGAGCACUUCGUCUGUAGUCACUGCAAAGAAGAGAUUGGCUCCAGUCCCUUCUUUGAGCGGAGUGGUUUGGCCUACUGUUCCGAGGACUACCACCAUCUUUUCUCUCCACGCUGUGCUUACUGUGCCGCACCCAUCCUGGAUAAAGUGCUGACGGCGAUGAACCAAACCUGGCACCCAGAGCAUUUUUUCUGCUCUCACUGUGGAGAGGUGUUUGGUGCAGAAGGCUUUCACGAGAAGGACAAGAAGCCAUAUUGCCGAAAAGAUUUCUUAGCCAUGUUCUCACCCAAGUGUGGUGGCUGCAACCGCCCAGUGUUGGAGAACUACCUUUCAGCCAUGGACGCUGUCUGGCACCCAGAGUGCUUUGUUUGUGGGGACUGCUUCAGCAGUUUCUCUACUGGCUCCUUCUUUGAACUGGACGGACGUCCGUUCUGUGAGCUCCAUUACCAUCACCGCCGAGGCACCCUCUGCUAUGGAUGUGGACAGCCCAUCACUGGCCGCUGCAUCAGUGCCAUGGGCCACAAGUUCCACCCUGAGCACUUCGUAUGUGCCUUCUGCCUGACACAGUUGUCAAAGGGAAUCUUCAAGGAACAGAAUGACAAGACCUAUUGUCAACCCUGCUUCAAUAAGCUCUUCCCACUGUAAUCUCAGCUGAACCCACUGCCUCUUCAGAACCCCUCUGAAAUUUAAACCAAGAGAGAAAAGAGUACAUUCGUUGCUACUGACUUCUGCUCACUAGGCUCACAGAGAAAGUAAAGUGGGUGAACAAAUGAGGAAUCUUCUAUCUGUGAGGUGACCAGGCUCGUAAUCUUAAUUUUUAGAGUUCUGGUCUUAUUUCUUUUCCUGAUUGGGUACUUGGGUUUAGACGUGGGUCCUGCGUCUAGCGCCUCUGCAGCUGUGUUUCCCACACGUAGAUGUUCAUUUCACAGCUGGUUUCCUCAGACUCCUUUGUUCCACCCCUUCGAUGGCUCUCAUAAUGAGGCUUUUCCAAGCUUCCUAUAUUUCCCUGUGACUCAGUUUCCCACAACCACUGCUGUGGACUUUAUCCUAGCUGUCAGGAAUCUGGGGACCACCCUUAAGCUCCUUGCAUCUCCCUUCAGUAUAUUUCUCUUUUUCGAGAGGAAGUCAGUUUUACCUGGACAGCUUAGGGUGCUGACAACAUUGAUUAAUAAAGUGGCUUGUGUUUUAAUGCUUCGAUGUCACAUUAGUUUGGUAGAUAAACUUUCUGCUUCUCAUGUUAAUAUACUAGGCACUAUUCACAAUUAAAUUUGUACCGUACCUUUUGUUUGAAUUCCAUACAAAAAGCUCUUUUUUAAUCAAAAUAAAUUAAAAGGAGGGAUUCUUGUUCACUAACUUUUCUAUUAAUUUGGGCCCAUAAUAUUCAUUUUGUUUUAUUGCACUUAGAUAAAUGAAUCAUCUUACAAGGUCACAAAGCUUCUUAAAAUUGUUUUUAUCUCUUAAAUUACCUAAGGAGAAAAAUCGGAUCUCCUCUAGGCACUUGCAAAUUCAUAUUUGCAUAUGCAUGCAUAUCUCCAAAUACAUAAAACUGUAUAUAUUAAUUUCAUCCAGAUUUUUGUGUGUCAAUUAUAUUUCAAUAAAGCUGUUUAAAAAAUGAAAA
Molecule: messenger RNA, 3219 nt
Organism: Pteropus alecto (black flying fox)
Lineage: Eukaryota; Metazoa; Chordata; Mammalia; Chiroptera; Pteropodidae
Gene: LPXN
Product: leupaxin
Exons: 10
Coding region: 885-2246 (453 amino acids)
Biological process (GO): transforming growth factor beta receptor signaling pathway; substrate adhesion-dependent cell spreading; endothelial cell migration
Source: RefSeq, a predicted model, not a curated record